CGUUCCGCUCCGUCAUUUCUUCGCGCCGCCGUAGAGAGGCUGGAUUCACUGGUUGUAGAAACUCUGCUGAGUUUCUUUGUCCUUUUUAUUUUUUUGUGGCGGAUUUAAAUCUUCUUCCGGUGGAUCUAAAUAUUUUCCCGCUCUGAUGGCGAACGAGCGGCUCCGACUGCUGGAGGAGGUGGAGAAGGAGAUCGCGGUGGUGCUGCAGUGCGCUGUAAUAACGUUUAACCAGGUUGAUUUUUCCCAACAGGUAGCUACCGGUCAGCCACACGAGGGCUCCACGUAUUCUUCCAGGAAGGAUUGCCAGAUGUCGCUGAACAGAGCCGAGUACGCCAAGGUGAAGCUGGGGGAACUGGGUCGGACGUGUGAAGCCAUGCUGGAGCAGCAGCAGCAGCCUCAGGCGUGAGAUCGGAGGCCGGACGGCGGCGGGCGGACGGACCGAUCCGACGCCUCUUUGUUUUGGUCGGGACUGAAUGGGCCAGAACUGAACCAAAGGUUGGAUGUUCAUCGCUUUAGUGGAGCUCAUUACUUCCCCUUUAGUUCAACGAACGUUUCAUAAAUAUCAGCAGAUUUGACACGUCAAGUCCUGCAUCGACUCAUUUCAUCAACUGUCGGCU
Molecule: messenger RNA, 617 nt
Organism: Cyprinodon variegatus (sheepshead minnow)
Lineage: Eukaryota; Metazoa; Chordata; Actinopteri; Cyprinodontiformes; Cyprinodontidae
Gene: med11
Product: mediator complex subunit 11
Exons: 2
Coding region: 146-406 (86 amino acids)
Biological process (GO): regulation of transcription by RNA polymerase II
Cellular component (GO): mediator complex
Molecular function (GO): transcription coregulator activity
Source: RefSeq, a predicted model, not a curated record